This is a messenger RNA of Dendroctonus ponderosae (mountain pine beetle), 585 nucleotides long. RefSeq lists its product as uncharacterized. NCBI's taxonomy places the organism in Eukaryota, Metazoa, Arthropoda, Insecta, Coleoptera, Curculionidae. The coding region runs from base 85 to 558 and encodes 157 amino acids. Gene Ontology annotation, molecular function: odorant binding. The transcript is spliced from 3 exons. The record is from RefSeq and is a predicted model, not a curated record.
UAUUUAUCCAUUAACUGCGGGCAUGAGAUGGAAAUCUGCAUUUCGAGCAAUUUUGGCUUUGUUCCGAUCGGAAGUGGCUAAAUAAUGAGGAUAAUGUCGCUUUUUCACCUAGUUGAAGUUAGGAUGAAGUGGGCACGGUUUGCACUACUUUUUGUCAGCAUUGUCGCAGUGGCGCACGGGAGUUCUAAAGAGAACCCCAGACUGGAGGCCUGGCUCAGAAGUUGCCAGAAUGAGACUGGGGCAAGUGAAGACGACUUUCAGAUGAUUAAAUCGCGCAAAAUUCCCACUUCCAAAGAAGGGGUGUGCAUGGUAGAGUGUCUCUUUACAAAGCUGCACAUCAUCGAAAACGGGCAGUUCAAUCAGCGCGGCUUCGUCAUCACUUUUUCGCCGAUAGCCCGCGGAAAUCUGAAGAAACUGGCCGCCCUUAAGGAAGUGGCCGCUCUUUGCCAGGCGGAGGUCAGUGCGGUGCAGACAGGCGAGCAGUGCAGCGCCACCAGGACCGUCCUGGACUGCUUCGGCAAAAACAUGGAUAAACUAGCAAUUGCCAAAAAGCCCUGAGUGAAAUAAAGCCACUGUAUCCCUGCA